This is a messenger RNA of Schistosoma mattheei, 2769 nucleotides long. NCBI's taxonomy places the organism in Eukaryota, Metazoa, Platyhelminthes, Trematoda, Strigeidida, Schistosomatidae. The record is from the annotation of a GenBank genome assembly.
AUGCAUGAUAUUAUCCAUAAUAAAACAGAACAUUUAAAACAUUUAAACUUUUCAUCUAAAUUAUUGUCAGAAAAUGAAAAUAUUGUAAAUAUAAUGAAACAUUUUAUUCAUCAUAAUCAACAAUCAUCAUUUUCACCAUCAUCACCAUCAUCAUCAUCAACAACAUCUUCACCAAUAGUAAACAAUUCAAAUGAAUAUCUACGUAAUAAUGAUAAUAUUGAUAAUAACAAUAAUCCAUUAAAUACAUUAACUUCUGAUGAAUUAGAACAGGAGAAUGAAGGACAAAAAUCAUUUCUUAUAUCUGAUCUUUUGAAUACAAAUGGUACAAAUGAUGAAUGUGAAGAAACCAGUAUGAAAUCACUAUCAAUGAAACAGAAAAUUAAUUCAGAAGAUCAAUUCUCUGAUCAAUCAAUUGAAUCCAAAUCUAAAUUAUUACAUGAAUCAAAAUCACAAAAUACAACUGUUCAAUCUAUAAAUAUUAAUCCAUCUUUUAUAACAUUGAAACAAAAUUCAUCAUUUUCAUUAAAUCAAAUUACACAACUAAAAAAUUCCACAUUUAAUCAUCAAAUUAUUCAAUCAACAAAUAAUGUACAUACAAUCAAUGAUUGUCAUACAAAAACAUGUAAACGUAGAUUAACUGAUAAAACUUUACAAACAACUAAUCAAAAUUAUAUGAAAAUUAAACGUUCACACGAAUUUCCAAAUAGACAUAAUCAACAUCAUCAUCAUCAUCAUCAAGAACCACAAGUACCAUAUAACAGAAUAUUUGAAUUUAAUAACAUUCAAAAUGAAGUUGAUUCAUGUUUGUUAAAUCAUAAAUCUCAUACAGAGUUAAUCAAUAAUCUCUGUACAAAUUCAAAUCAAAGUGAUAAUCAUAAUGAUAAUAAUGAUAAUUGUCUGUAUGACCUUGAUGAUGAAGAUGAUGCUGAUGUGGAAGACCAAGAGGAGGAUGAUGAUGAUGAUGAUGACGAAAAUGAAAAAGGUGGGGAUAAUGACAUAGACGAUAAUGAAAGUGAUUCAGAUAAUGAUUAUGAAUUUAAAAAAUGUUCGAAAUCUACUACUAACAAAAAUAAUAAUAGUAAUGUAAAUGAUUCAAAUAUGAAACCAAGACGUGCAAGAACUGCUUUCACUUAUGAACAGUUAGUUACAUUAGAGAAUAAAUUUAAAAUGACAAGAUAUUUAUCAGUAUGUGAACGUUUAAAUCUUGCUUUAUCAUUAAAUCUUACAGAAACACAAGUGAAAAUAUGGUUUCAAAAUAGGCGCACAAAAUGGAAAAAACAAAAUCCUGGUAAAGAUGUUAAUAUACAGAAUGAUAAGUCAUUCAUUUCUAAAGUAAUGAUACCAUCUACUUCAUCAUUAUCAUCAACAGUGACUACAGUUUCAAUGCCAAGUAUAUUUUCAUCUGUUUCAUCUAUACCAUCUGUUCAGUCCUUAGGUAUUCAUCGUCGUCGUCAUCACCAUCAUCAUUUACAACAAAAUCAACCAGAAAUGGAAGCUUUUUCACAGUUAUCUAAAUUGUACUAUGAAACAUCAUUGUCUAACAAAUCAAUACCAAAAGAAAUGUCCACAUUAGAAUUCUUACGAACAAUGAAUUAUUUAAUGAAUAAUAAUUCACUUAGUUCAUCAACAGUAAAUAAUAAAGAGUCCCCAGAAUAUAAAGUAAAUAAUGAUUCAUUGAAACAAACAAUUUCAUUAGAUUUAAAUAAAUAUUCUAGUCUUUUAGAAUAUUAUCAACAAAUAUGGUCAUCUUUAAAUAAUCAAACUAAUAACUUUAUACAAAAUCAUUCAAAUCCACAAUUGAACAAUGAAAGAUCUACUAAUGAUAUUAAACAUUCAAUUAAUUCAAUAAAUAUACCUACAUCUGAAUUUUACUCUGAUAAUCUUAAGUCCAUUAUAGAUAAUAAAGCAUUAUAUAAUAAAGAUAUAUCCCAACAAAGCGAUAUUAAUAAUAAUCAUAAUGAUAAAUCUAUUUUGACUAAUAUUAAUGAAUCUUGUCUAGAUUAUAAAUUGUUUAAUAAAAACGAAUUACAUAAUCCUAUAAAAAAUAAUUUCAAUGAAUCUAUUAAAUCAUCAUUAUCUACAAAUAUAUAUCCAACUUUAUUUAGACCAAUAUCUACUCAUGAAACUAAAAUAUUUUCAUCAUCAUCACCGUCACCAUCAUUAUUAUCAUCAUCUUCAUUAAAAUGGGAUCACAUUGAAAUGAUACCGAAUUCUAUUGAACAUAAUGAAAUAAAUCGAAUACAUAAUCAAAAUAAUAUAUUAAAUAAUGAACAAAAUGAUAUGAUGAUAUGGAAUAAGAAUUCAAUGACAGCAGCUGCUGCUUAUGCCAUGUUAACAACUUCAUUUGAACAAACAAAUUUUAAACAAUAUUUAAAUCAAUGGACAGAGAAAAAUGAAUUAUUUAAUUCAUUGUCAAAUAAUCAUAAUCAUAAUAAUAAUCGAAUAUUAUCAACGGAAAUAAAUUCUAAAAAUGUAGAAUUAUCGACAAUAAAACAAUUCAGUAAUAAUAAUAAUAAUAAUGAUCCUGAUGAUAUUGAUAAUCCACAUUAUACUUCAACAAGUCCAUCAGGUUUACAACAUUCUACAACAUCUUCAUCAACUUCAUCACCUCAUACAACAACUCAUUUAUUUCAUGUUGAACAACAAUCAUCACCAGAUGAUUUAAUAAAUAAAUUAAAUGAUAAUUUAAACAAUCAUAAUCCUAUUCAAUCGAUCCAUUAAAUAUUAUAAAUUCAUUUAAACAUUAAUCUAUUCUUUUCUAUUCACUCC